Molecule: messenger RNA, 697 nt
Organism: Hyalella azteca
Lineage: Eukaryota; Metazoa; Arthropoda; Malacostraca; Amphipoda; Hyalellidae
Product: AH receptor-interacting protein
Exons: 4
Coding region: 17-697 (226 amino acids)
Cellular component (GO): cytosol; nascent polypeptide-associated complex
Molecular function (GO): peptidyl-prolyl cis-trans isomerase activity; protein binding
Source: RefSeq, a predicted model, not a curated record
CGCAACUUGCGCCGAGAUGAGUGGUUUAGGCAUUAGGCGCUUCAUAAAAUGUUUAACCACUGUCAGCGGCACGGGUGAUGCUUCUUACCCUGAUGGUACGAAACUGUUGUUUCAUCUCAAAACUGAAGCCCUGCCAGAGGAUACUGAUGUGUCCCAUGUAGCUGUGAGCAACAUCCCUCAGCUUUAUGGAGAUGUUAUUGAUGACAGUCGGCACUGGAAGCAGCCGGUGGAGCUGAUUUUGGGCAAGCAGUUUAAGCUGGAGGUUCUUGAAGAGUGCGUGAAGAACAUGAAACUUGGUGAAGUUACCGAGUUUCUUAUUGACAAGAAGAUGCUGUCCACUUAUCCUAUAGUAUCACAGACAAUGAGGAAAGCCUUGAGCAAGAAUCCACCAUCACAUGACAAGGAGGGUGGACAUCGCUGCUGUGGCAUGGGCAUCAAGGAAGGCUUGGGGCAUGCUGACCUGGAUGGUCUUAUAGCUCGGCCUCGCCACAUGAAGUUCACUGUCGAGUUGUUGAAGGUAGAACUUCCGGGAAGCUACGAGAAGCAGUUCUGGGAGAUGACGGACGAUGAGCGGCGUGAGAGCGUCUCGCUGCUUAGGCAGCAGGGCAACGAGCUCUUCAAUAACAAGCGGCCUGUCGAGGCCGGACUCAAGUACAAGGAAGCCAUCGCCAGGCUCGAUAAUCUGAUGCUCAGGUGA